Molecule: messenger RNA, 2787 nt
Organism: Punica granatum (pomegranate)
Lineage: Eukaryota; Viridiplantae; Streptophyta; Magnoliopsida; Myrtales; Lythraceae
Source: RefSeq, a predicted model, not a curated record
AGGAGGAAAUGAAAAUCGAAUCCAGAAUCUCUUGAUUUCAUGUAAGAAUAUGCGAGAUCAUACCGGGUCUUAUUUUUUCUUGACCGGUGAAUUUGAUUCUAGAAGUCAACUAGAAGUACAAGGAUUUUGUUUCAUUAAAUUCUGCAAAACCUCUCUCCAAAUUUUACUUUCAUGGCAUUGAUGAUGCCCCCGCAGCCAAUUUCUCUCCCCUUCACAUUCAUUCUUCUCUUCCUCUUCCAUAGCAGAGUCCUCCCCAUCUCUUCCCAAUCUCAAAACAUUGAAACUUUCUAUCCCUCUCCUCCCCCUCCGGCUGCCCCUCGGCCGAGCACCCCGUGGUUGGUGCCUCCGCCGCCUCACCAACCGCCCCCUCUACUGCCUUUUCUAUCGCCGCCACCAUCUCCCAGCACGACCAUCGUCAAGGCUGUGGCUGCCACAGCUGCCGGCUCAGUGGCCUUGGCAGGGCUUUUCUACUUCCUGCUGCAGCUUUGCUUGGUGACACGGCGGAAGAAGAAGGUCCAGGGCGAAUCGCAGCUACCCCGGCUCUCUUCUAUGCAUCGGAAUGAUAUCGUGCGGUUCGAUGGGGUGGUUAGGGGGCUGAUAGUGGAUGAGGAUGGACUUGAUGUUCUCUACUGGAGGAUGCUGAAGGCUCGGGAAGAAAAGUCUUUCAAAAGCAAGCGGAGUGCCAGUAAUGGAAGGAGCAGUAGUUUCCGUAACGUGCCGGAUCCCUCCCGGAGUCCUCCUACAAGGUAUACGAACCAGAAGCCCGAUAUCGGUACAUUUUCUUCCUCAUGGAGCCGGAAGUAUGGUGAAGUGAAGGAAGAAGCCACCAAGGAAACGAAGCAAGAAGUUGCUUCGCUUAAAAGGAAUAAUACAUCAGAUGCACAAAGAGGUCCUAGUCUUCCAAGCCCACCCAGGCCACCACAGGAGCUGCCGCAGCCAGUGGCAACCUCCUCGGCAAUUCAAAGUCGAACUGCUCAAGUCGGUCUUUGGCCACUUCCUCUCCCGCCUGCGCUGCAAGGAAAGACUCGGAAGGAAGCGCCAGUUCCUCCACCCCCGCCACCUAAGGCUAGUGGAAUGGCCAAACCACCGCCUCCACCGCCAUAUAAGACUAGUGGUUCGACCAAACCACCACCUCCACCGCCAUUUCCACCGGGAAAAGCCGUCAAGGGUAAUGGAGAAGUGAGAGAGACUUCCACGGUUGGAGCCUCGAGAAUGAAGCCUUUGCACUGGGAGAAGGUUGAGGUCAAUGGUGAUCAUUCCAUGGUGUGGGACAAAAUCGGAGAUGGCUCUUUUCGAGUUGAUCAUGAUCUCAUGGAAGCUCUGUUCGGUUCCGUUGCUACUAACCGGAAAACACCUCUAAAUACCGGAAACCCAUCGAAAGCCUCCAACUCCAAGCCCGACACAUUGGGCAAGAUCUUCAUCCUUGAUGCCCGAAAGUCUCAAAACAUCGCAAUCGUCCUGAAGUCUAUCGGGGCUUCACAAAGAGAGAUUCUUGAGGCCCUCAGUGAAGGCCAAGGCUUAACUACCGAGACACUCGAGAAGCUCGACCGAAUCACCCUGACAAAGGAAGAGCAAUCUCAGAUCGCCCAAUUCGACGGGAACCCUUCAAAACUUGCUGAUGCAGAGUCUUUCCUCCACAACCUCCUAAGGGCAUGCCCCUCGGCCUUCACACGUUUCAGAGCGAUGCUCUUUAAACUGAACUAUGAUUCCGACAUCUCCAACUUGAGUGAAACGAUACAAACGCUUGAACUUGCUUGUGAGGAGCUCCGGGCCCGCGGGGUAUUCGUGAAGCUUCUAGAAGCCAUCCUCAAAGCCGGGAAUCGGAUGAAUGCAGGGACUACUAGAGGGAAUGCGAGCGCCUUCGACCUCAAUUCCCUUAGGAAGCUCUCCGAUGUCAAGAGCACCGAUGGGAAGACAACUCUGCUCCACUUCGUUGUUGAAGAAGUAAUCCGGUCGGAGGGGAAACGCUGUGUCCUGAACCGGAGCCGGCGGUUGAGCCGGACCUUUAGCCAAAGCAGCUCCGACACGAGCCUAAGUUCUGAUAGUUCUCCAGCAAAGACGAAAGAAGAGAGAAGGAAGGAGUAUGUAAUGCUAGGAUUACCGGUGGUAGGCUGCCUUGGUGUUGAAUUCUCUAAUGUAAAGAAAGCCGCAGGGAUAGACUACUCAACCUUCUCUACCUUGGCCUCGGGUCUAAUGAAUCGGUUGUCAGAAAUUCGGCAACUUGUGCUCGAGUGUGCUAAUGAUCAGAGCGGUUUUCAGAAAGAGAUGAAAGAAUUUCUCAAAAUGGCAGAAGAAGAAACAGAUUCAGUGCGAAAGGAGCAGGAGAAUGUGAUGGACCUAGUGAAGAAAACAACCGAGUAUUACCAAGCGGGCGGAUCGAGAGAGAACGGGGCUGGUCCACUUCAGAUAUUCGUCAUAGUGAAAGAUUUUCUGGGGAUGGUGGAUCAGGUGUGCCUUGAGAUUGCUCGGAAUCUACAAAAGAGUAAGAGAGCCAGAGCAAAACCAGACUCUUCAUCAGAAAAGUUGCCAGCAGUGCAAAUUCCAGUGAAAUUCCGGAACUUGCCACUGCAUUCCGUGUUGCAGAAGUCAUCAGCCAGUGGAAGCAGUGACUCUAGCAACUCCGAUACCGACUUCUGAAUGUAAAUUGGUACUUGUUCAUCACAGGAUUGAUUCUUGCUGUAUAUAGAAACCAUCCGGGACAUAUUUGGAAGAGCAUUUUUUAGAUGCAUAGAUUUCUUUUACUUAUUGAUCUUUCUCUAAUUUUUUAGAUGAUUAUUAACUGUGAAA